Molecule: messenger RNA, 1110 nt
Organism: Doryrhamphus excisus (bluestripe pipefish)
Lineage: Eukaryota; Metazoa; Chordata; Actinopteri; Syngnathiformes; Syngnathidae
Gene: dph5
Product: diphthamide biosynthesis 5
Biological process (GO): protein histidyl modification to diphthamide
Molecular function (GO): diphthine synthase activity
Source: RefSeq, a predicted model, not a curated record
GUGUUCAUUUACGACACACGGAAAUCAAGCCACAUCCGCGGUACACACGUGAGGGAAGAUAGGCUCGAAGUAUUUUUAUCGGUUUAUUUCGCUUCCUUUUGCGUUAAGUCUUCCUAUAGGGAUGCUCUACCUGAUCGGUUUGGGUCUUGGAGACGCCACCGAUAUCACAGUGAAAGGUCUGCGGGCCCUGAGGAACUGCUCCCGGGUCUACUUGGAGGCCUACACCUCCAUGCUGACUGUGGGCAAGGAAGCUUUGGAGGAGUACUAUGGGAAGGAACUCAUCCUGGCUGACAGGGAUCUGGUGGAGCAGGAAGCUGAUGAGAUCCUGAGGGACGCCAACAAGACAGAUGUCGCCUUCCUAGUGGUGGGAGACCCCUUUGGCGCUACCACUCACAGUGACCUUGUCCUUAGAGCAGUGCAUGCUGGAGUACCAUACCAGGUCAUCCACAAUGCCUCCAUCAUGAAUGCAAUUGGCUGCUGUGGCCUGCAGCUGUACAACUUUGGGGAGACGGUCUCUGUGGUCUUCUGGACAGACACAUGGAGACCAGAAAGCUUCUACGACAAAAUCUGUAAAAACAGAUCAGCUGGACUGCACACGCUCUGUUUGCUGGAUCUUAAAGUCAAAGAACAGUCAGUGGAGAACAUGAUGAGAGGGAAAAAGAUCUACGAGCCUCCUAGCUUCAUGAGUGUGUCACAGGCGGCUGAUCAGCUGGUUCAAAUUGUGGAGAGGAGGCGGGAGCAAGGGGAGGAGCUAGGUGUGACAGAGGACACCGUAUGCGUGGGCGUAGCUCGGCUUGGCGCUGAUGACCAGAAAAUUUGCACGGCCACGUUGGCGCAACUGGUGUCAUGUGACCUCGGUGCGCCACUCCAUUCGUUGAUUGUCCCUGGCAAACUCCACCCCUUGGAGGUGGAUAUGUUGCGUCUCCAUGCUCACCCCGACGCCUUGCGGCACCUGGCCAUUGUGGACAGCUCAUAGGACACGCACACACACGAGAAGCAGCUGCCUGGAGCAAAGUGAUCAUGUGACAUCAUUUAUGUCCUGCUUAAACAUGAAGUGAGCAAAAGAACCUCAAGAAAAAAAUAAAGCAUUUUUUUAAUACAACUCUUAGA